Messenger RNA from Gekko japonicus, 730 nucleotides. It is a transcript of the gene NKAIN2, whose product is annotated as Na+/K+ transporting ATPase interacting 2. Lineage: Eukaryota; Metazoa; Chordata; Lepidosauria; Squamata; Gekkonidae. The record is from RefSeq and is a predicted model, not a curated record. Gene Ontology annotation, biological process: regulation of sodium ion transport. The transcript is spliced from 6 exons. The annotation marks the transcript as partial.
GUAUGUGUGCUGGAGAGACAGAUAUUUGAUUUCCUGGGUUAUCAGUGGGCACCAAUCCUGGCAAAUUUUGUACACAUUAUUAUAGUCAUACUUGGCUUAUUUGGAACCAUCCAGUAUAGACCUCGCUACAUAACAGGAUAUGCUGUCUGGCUAGUCCUGUGGGUUACAUGGAACGUAUUUGUUAUAUGUUUCUACUUGGAGGCUGGGGACCUAUCAAAGGAAUCAGAUCUUAUUUUGACUUUCAAUAUCUCAAUGCACCGUUCUUGGUGGAUGGAGAAUGGGCCUGGCUGCACAGUGACAUCUGUGACCCCAGCCCCGGACUGGGCCCCAGAGGACCAUCGCUACAUCACUGUCUCAGGGUGUGUUCUUGAAUACCAAUACAUAGAAGUGGCUCACAGUUCCCUACAGAUCUUUCUGGCACUGGCAGGAUUCAUCUACGCCUGUUAUGUUGUGAAAUGCAUCACCGAAGAAGAGGACAGCUUUGAUUUCAUAGGAGGAUUUGACUCUUACGGCUAUCAAGGCCCUCAGAAGACAUCUCAUUUACAACUACAGCCCAUGUACAUGUCAAAGUGACAUGAGUAAAGCAUGUGGUUGAGUGGAAGGACCUGUCCAAGGACUUAUUCCAGCAUGACCUCCUAUGGGUUGCAAAGAGUGAAAGAAGUCCCAACUUUUUCUGUUUCAGUACAUACAGGACCAGGCAUACUUGGAGUCCGAAGCAUCUCUUUCUAAC